Messenger RNA from Emys orbicularis (European pond turtle), 3252 nucleotides. RefSeq names its product tyrosine kinase non receptor 2 (gene TNK2). Bases 1 to 3252 code for a protein of 1083 amino acids. The record is from RefSeq and is a predicted model, not a curated record. NCBI's taxonomy places the organism in Eukaryota, Metazoa, Chordata, Testudines, Emydidae. The transcript is spliced from 15 exons. Gene Ontology annotation, molecular function: protein binding; protein tyrosine kinase activity; protein serine/threonine/tyrosine kinase activity. Gene Ontology annotation, biological process: protein phosphorylation; regulation of keratinocyte differentiation; signal transduction.
AUGCGUCGCUUCGAGGUGCUGCGCCGCUCCUUCCCGUUCCUGGCCCGUUUCUGGGUCUAUCGCACGCUGCCCUGUAGCAUGGAGUCGGACGAGGGCACAGACUGGCUCCUGGAGCUCCUGACCGAGGUGCAGCUCCAGCAGUACUUCCUGCGCAUCCGCGACGACCUCAACGUCACCCGCCUCUCGCACUUCGACUACGUCAAAAAUGAAGAUCUGGAGAAGAUCGGCAUGGGGCGGCCUGGCCAGCGGCGGCUGUGGGAAGCCGUGAAGCGCAGGAAAGCCAUGUGCAAGCGCAAGUCGUGGAUGAGCAAGGUGUUCAGCGGGAAGCGCCCCGAGGCGGAGUUCCCACCCCAGCCCCAGCCCACCUUCCCCAAGCUCUCCAGCCCGCCGCCCGCCGAGGAAGGGCAGCAGGCCCUGACCUGCCUGAUCAGCGAGAAGGACCUGACGCUCUUCGAGAAGCUGGGGGACGGCUCCUUCGGCGUGGUGCGGCGCGGCGAGUGGGGCACGCCCACCGGCAAGACACAGCUCAGCGUGGCUGUGAAGUGUCUCAAGACGGAUGUGCUGAGCCAGCCGGAGGCGCUGGACGACUUCAUCCGGGAGGUGAACGCCAUGCACUCGCUGGACCACCGCAACCUCAUCCGGCUCUACGGCGUGGUGCUCUCGCCCCCCAUGAAGAUGGUGACGGAGCUGGCCCCGCUGGGCUCCCUGCUGGACCGGCUGCGGAAGAACCAGGGCCAUUUCCUCCUCUCCACGCUGUGCCAGUACGCCGUGCAGAUCGCCACGGGCAUGGCCUACCUGGAGUCCAAGCGCUUCAUCCACCGCGACCUGGCUGCCCGCAACAUCCUGCUGGCCUCCAGCGACCUGGUCAAGAUCGGCGACUUCGGGCUCAUGCGGGCGCUGCCCAAGAACGACGACCACUACGUCAUGCAGGAGCACCGCAAGGUGCCCUUCGCCUGGUGUGCCCCGGAGAGCCUGAAGACACGCACCUUCUCGCACGCCAGCGACACCUGGAUGUUCGGGGUCACCCUCUGGGAGAUGUUCACCUAUGGGCAAGAGCCGUGGGUCGGUCUCAGCGGCAGCCAGAUCCUCCACAAGAUUGACAAGGAGGGCGAGCGGCUGCCGCGGCCCGAGGACUGCCCGCAGGACAUCUACAAUGUCAUGCUGCAAUGCUGGGCACACAAGCCCGAGGACCGGCCCACCUUCGUGGCCCUGCGCGACUUCCUGCUGGAGGCCCAGCCCACGGACAUGAGGGCCCUGCAGGACGUGGAGGAGCCGGAGAAGCUGCACAUCCAGAUGAACGACGUCAUCACAGUCAUCGAGGGCAGGGCUGAGAAUUAUUGGUGGCGGGGUCAGAAUAAGAGGACCCUUAAAGUGGGGCAGUUCCCGCGAAACACGGUGACCUCCGUGGCAGGGCUGUCGGCCCACGACAUCAGCCAGCCGCUAAAAAACAGCUUCAUCCACACUGGCCAUGGAGACACCAACCCACAGCACUGCUGGGGCUUCCCUGAUAAGAUCGAUGAGCUGUACCUGGGAAACCCCAUGGACCCUCCCGACGUGCUAGGCGUGGGCCUGAACGCAGCCAGACCCACCCAGCUCCCGAGCCGGGCGAAAAGGGAUCCACCGCCUCGGCCACCGCAGCCGGCGAUCCUCCUUACGAGUAAGUCGGGCCGUUCUCUGCUCCUCUCCUCUCUCUUCUCUCCUCACUCCUCUCUGCCAGAGCCCUCCUACGACCCCGUCAGCGAGGACGACUCCCUCUCCACAGGCCUCAAGCGGCUGUGCCUGAGGAAGCCGGGCCCCCCGAAGGGGCUGAAGCUGGUGAAGCCGUCGGCCUGGGUGUCGGGCACCAAGGUGGGCGAGCGGCAGCUGAGCCGGGCCAAGGGUGGGGGUCCCUCCUGUGGCGAGGCGCCACUGAUUGACUUUGGGGACGAGCCGCCCCCCGCCACCCCCUCGCCGGUCGGGGAGCUGGGUGCCCCCUCCCUCGCCAGGCUGGCCAUGGAGGCUUUCUCCCUGCUGGACAAGACGCCCCCCCAGAGCCCCACACGGGCACUGCCCCGGCCCCUCCACCCCACCCCGGUGGUGGACUGGGACGCUCGGCCUCUGCCCCCGCCACCGGCCUACGACGACGUGGCGCAGGACGAGGCCGACUUCGAGGUGUGCUCCAUAAACAGCGUGGAGGGGCUGGUGGGGCGGCCGGCCUGGGACGAGGACGAGAAGGCGGCGCCGCUGGAGGACAACCUCUUCCUGCCGCCCCACGGGGCCAAGCAGCCCAGCCUGGCGCAGACCACCGAGAUCUUCCAGGAGCUGCAGCAGGAGUGCAUGAAGCGGCUGCACGUGCCCCGGAGCCCCGCGCCCGGCCCCGGCGAGGACAAGCCGCAGAUCCCGCCCCGCGUGCCCAUCCCGCCCCGGCCCCUGCGGAGGAACGAGCCCGGGUGCUGGUCGGGGGAGCUGUCCCCGGCCUCAGGGGGCGAGGAGGACCGGCCACCCCAGAUCCCGCCCCGCGACCCCUUAUCCCAGCCCACCUCCAGGACUCCCAGCCCCAUGGCUCUGCAGGUGGGCUCCCCGCAGCAAAGGGCCAGCCUCUGCUCCCCCUUGGCCCUGGCCGCCUCCCUCUCCACCUCCCCGGGCAAGGCCAUGCCCACCACGCAGAGCUUCGCCUCGGACCCCAAGUACGCCACGCCCAAGGUCAUCCUGGCGCAGGACAAGGACAGCGCCAGGGGCCCCUGCAUCCUGCCCAUUGUCAAGGACGGCCGGAAGGUGAGCAACACCCACUACUACCUGCUGCCCGAGCCCCCGGCCUACCUGCACAAGUACGAGAAGUUCUUCAAGGAAGCCCGGAGCCCUGAGGAGCCAGCGCCCCGCAUGGUCAGCACCGCCACCGUCCGCCCCAUGGUGCAGCAGCCCAACUGCUCGGCCAACAACAGCAACCCCGGCCCCCGGGGGGUGCUCAGGGCCUCCUGCAGUGUCCAGAACAUCAUCUACGACAGCAGCAGCGACGGCUGCCGGGCCGCCGAGAAAGUGCAACUGGUGCAGGAGAUGGUGCACGGCGUGACCACCGAGGAGUGCCAGGCUGCCCUGCAGAACCACGGCUGGAACGUCCAGCGGGCCAUCCAGUAUCUGAAGGUGGAGCAGCUUUUCUGCCUGGGCCUGAAGACCAGGGGGGAGUGCCACAGGGUCCUGGAGAUGUUCGACUGGAACCUGGAGCAGGCCAGCUGCCACCUGCUGGACCCCGCCAGCGCCGCCAGGCAGAAGUAG